Molecule: messenger RNA, 2251 nt
Organism: Boleophthalmus pectinirostris (great blue-spotted mudskipper)
Lineage: Eukaryota; Metazoa; Chordata; Actinopteri; Gobiiformes; Gobiidae
Gene: noxa1
Product: NADPH oxidase activator 1
Exons: 19
Coding region: 461-2122 (553 amino acids)
Biological process (GO): superoxide anion generation
Molecular function (GO): superoxide-generating NADPH oxidase activator activity; protein binding
Source: RefSeq, a predicted model, not a curated record
CCACGUGUCACAUGACCAACGUUAUUAAUUGGGACGCGUUCAUGUGCCACGGGACAUCUGAGGAUUAGCUUCUUCUGUCCCGUUUAUAAACCGUGAAAAGUGCGGAGUUGAACAACUAAUCAGGGAAACUACUCCACGGUUUAGGUGGACUUCUUCUGGACCAUAUCCCAGGUGUAUGAGAGUAGCAAAGCCCCCUCGUCUUUAUUCAUAGUCCCACGGCUGUAUCCUGCAAUCCACAAGCAAAAAAGCAUUUGAUAAUCUGCUGGCUAAGGAGUGAAAGUCGAGCCUUGCUGUCUGCACCUGUCACCUGUCUCACCUGCUCGGGAAUGUGGCUGGAGUGCUUCCUGGUUUGAGCUGAAGGGGCGGUGUCUGUCUGUGAGCCACACUUUCCUGUAAAUCUGUAUUGUUCUGGAGAGAGACGCACACAUUUCACGCAGCGCUGGAUACUGACGGAGCACAGAUGACGGAUAAUAGAAAAAGAAUGCUGUACACAGAAUUCCUCCAGCUCUGGGCCUCCUCUGUUCAGAAGGUGGACGCUCAGGACUGGCAGGGCUGUGUGUCCACUCUGGAGCAGAUCACAGAACCCACCGCCCGCACGCUCUUCAACAUGGCCUCUGCCCACCUGGCUCUGGGACGGCCCGACCUGGCACUGACUGCUUUAGACCUGGCGCUGGUGAAAGAUGAGCACCUGGCUGUUGGCUUCUUUCAGAGAUCAACUGUGAUGAUGCUGUUGGACAGGCUGGAGGAGGCUCUGUCGGACUGUAUCUGGGCUCAGAAACAGAUGAGAAACAACCCUGUGAUCGACUACAAACAGCUGGGACUCAGGUUCAAGCUCUACAGCUGGCAGGUUCUGUAUAACGCAGCAGCAGUCUACACUCGUAUGGGACACUGGGACCAGGCACAGGAGGUGCUGGAGACAGUGUCCAAAGAGAGGACAGGGGGAAAGGGACCCAAUAUUGAGACGGCUAUGGACUAUGUCAAGAGCAGAGAAGUUCUAGCUCCACUUUUGAUUCCUGAAGGAGUAGUUUUUAGACCCAAUAAACGUGAAGUGGACCAGCUUAAAGAAAGGGACUUCCUGGGAAAAGCUAAGGUGAUUUCCUCCAUUAUUCCCAAUGAUGACUUUGGAGGAUUUGAACCAUUGAGACUGCAGAAACCUGGAUUUUAUGAACCCAAAUCUGAAGGAGCCCAAGACUCUCGUUACAUGCGAGUGAAAGCCCCGUACAUGUCCCGUGGCCCAGGACAGCUCACAGUUCCAGGGGGCGCCAUGGUGUUCCUGUUUGGCGAGGAGGACAGAGAUGGAAUGACCUCAGUUAUUUGUGAUGGACAGAGAGGACUUCUGCCUGUGUCCCUGCUGGAGCCUGUCGAUGUGAGGUCAACCAAAGGCAAAAGGGACAAUAGGAUUCCUAACGGCAUCCCUCUCCCUCCCGAAUUAAAGCCCCCCAACCGUCCAGAGGUCACACCCAGCCCUGUACCGCCCCCGAGAGAAAGUGUCAAGUCUUAUAAAACACAAAAUACUGCCCACCGUCCAGAUUCCUUUCGUUCUCCAUCUGUCAUCUCUGUCACAAAAGCUCCUCUACCAGACCCUGCGCCUAUUCCGAAGACAGAAAACUCAGACAACCAGCUGUCAGAUGUCCCCCCAGCCCCAGAGGCAGGUCCAGUGCAGGUGAAAGUCCACUUCACCCAGACCCUGUCUCUGUCUGUGCCUCUGGACUCGUCGUACCAGGAUCUGAGAGAGACCAUCGCAAAGACACUGGGCCAAACGCCAUCCGCGAUACGCCUUAGGCGUAAAGCACAGGGCUCCCGUGUGCUGCUGCCUCUGGACCAGGAUCAGGACUCUGGCUCUCCUCUGCUGGAGCUGGCUCAGUCCGGGAGGGUCCAUCUGUGGUGCCAGAAGGAGGAUCCACUGGAGAACCGUUCUGCCAUGUACCAGAUGGUGGCGCUGUACGACUACACGGCACAGGGCCCUGAAGAUCUGGAGUUCAGUGAAGGAGACACCAUCGAUAUCCUGGGGGAAGUGAAUGAGGAGUGGCUGGAGGGGCACUGUGCAGGCGUCACUGGGAUAUUUCCGUCCUGUUUCGCCUACAGAGAGAACACACAGGUGGUGCAGGAGCCACGGCUGUAAAGACCAAACCACUGACACUGUUACUGCGUCUACCAUCACUGUAUCUGACCUUUUUAUAUGUCUGCUAUGUUGCAUUGUGUGGCACUCAAGAGUAUGUUUACAUUAAACCUGAAGCUUAUUUGAAUUUCA